AUGACCUCUACAAAGAACAUGACCUGUCCAGAGUCUCCCUACUCGAGUCCAAUCUUGAAAAUCAACUUCGAUGGCGGCAAGAACGUUAUCUUUACGCAUCGGGACAUCCUGCUAAGGGUGCCGGCAUUCUCUGCUCUAGUACUAGAAUUAUACAACAACAACAACGCGCUUACAACCUGCCCAGAAUUAAUGGGCAUCUCCUUCAAAACUUUCCAUGUGCUCUAUCACUAUUUGAACACCGGGCAGUACCAAAGUCUCAAGCCGUUGGGGGCCACCGACGCCGAUAGGUGGUUGCAUGGUUUCGAGACUGCGCUCGAUGUGCACCGCUUUGCCACAAACAUAAACUUGCCAUCUCUCAGGGACUUGGCAUGCGUCGAGCUCGCCAAGAAUAGCAACAACAUGAACCAAGAGUCGAUAUUCCGGGCUAUGGGAGAAUUGAAAGUAACGCUUGCCGAUUUCCCUACACUGGCUGCCUGCAUCAAGACCCGAGAGAUGUAUGCCAAGAAACAGCAAGCUAGACAGGAAGCAAACACCGCUCUUUCUACCCAUCAAUCCCCCGACCCAAGAGUUCAGAAGGCGUUGGAAGACGCAAAAAGGAGGGUGAUUGAGAAUGGGUUCGAGGAAGACAGGAAUAAUAUGGAGGCACUCGAUGCAGUCAUGAAGUGUUUUGCAGACCGCACCAGGAAACUGGAUACCACGGAAGAUACUCCCGUUGCCGAUACUGAUGGCCCACACCCUGUGACGUCCCGCGAUGUGAAUACCGUGUCUGAUGAUUGGGAUAUUCUAAGUCCUACGGAAGUGUCAGAAGAAGAAGAUUUCGAUUUGAAGAGUUUGGCCAUUUCAUGUCUCAACGCUUCCAACAAGAGGAAGUUGGAUCCUUCAAAGGAUAAUGAUAAGAAACAGCCCUGA
Fusarium sp. VM40 is the source of this 909-nucleotide messenger RNA. The record is from the annotation of a GenBank genome assembly. Lineage: Eukaryota; Fungi; Ascomycota; Sordariomycetes; Hypocreales; Nectriaceae.